GCUAGAGUUACGGUAGGGUGGAAGUCUUCCCGUUUCUCUCCGUCUGGUACACGCGCGCUUGACAGUGUCUCGUGAACCGACAUGACAGGUAGAGAGGGUGUGACUGUGAGAUAGACGGGGAAGGUUGAUAGACAAGAGGAAGAAGAACAACAAGAAAGGAAGAAGUGUAUAGAGAGACGAGAGAAUAAGGAGAAAAAUCUUGAAAUAUAGUGAAGGAAAGAACAAUAACGUAUCAAGUGAAUAUCAAAACUGGUGCAGCUGACAACAACGUUUCUUAAGCCUCAGGAAGCCAACGUUUGUACCCUCAGACUCUCUCUCGAGGCUGUGAUGCCACCAUGGACCACGAUGAUGCCAAGUAUUCUCGUCCACACUCCCACAACCAGAGUACUAGUGGUCCUGUGUCAGCGAGAGGAGACGGGAAGAGACCGCACCAUCAUAAACAAAAGCACGUGGACGGUACCCAGCAGCACCACCAUAAACAAAAGCACGUGGACGGUACCCAGCAGCACCACCAUAAACAAAAGCACGUGGACGGUACCCAACAGCACCACCAUAAACAAAAGCACGUGGACGGUACCCAACAGCACCACCAUAAACAAAAGCACGUGGACGGGUCCCAAUACCAGAAGCACCAACAUAAGCACCAAAUGGACGGCCAGAACCAACAUAAACGCCAUCACGUGGACGGCACCCAUCACCACCACCAUCAUAAACAACAACGUACAGAGAGCCAACAUAAACACAACCACGUGGAGAGAAGCCAACAACAACAACAACACGUGGAAGCAUCCGAUCACCACCAACAACACAAAGAGAGCAGCCAACCACAACAUAAACAACAACACAUGGAGAGCCAACAACAUGAGGAAGAUCAGCUCCAACAGAAACAGCAACACGUAGACGGUAAUCAUCAGAGGACCGCAGCCUUGAGCCGCCAGCAAGCAGAUGUCACGUUUGGCUCACAGAGGGUCGACUUGAAUUCAUCAACUCCUUACUCUGAUGCCACCCAGACGAAGAAACACCCAGUGAACCACAUUAAGAGGCCAAUGAACGCCUUUAUGGUCUGGUCACAGUUAGAGCGGCGUAAGAUAGUCCAGCGACACCCGGACAUGCACAACGCUGAGAUCUCCAAACGUCUCGGGAAGCGCUGGAAGACUCUAUCAUCGGUGGAGCGUCAACCUUAUAUAGACGAAGCGAGACUGAGACUUCUUCAUAUGCAGGAGUACCCAGAUUAUAAGUACCGGCCGCGGAAGAAGGCGCGUCUCCUGCCGUCGUGUGUGUCAGGUCGUAUAGGGUCGCGCACGCCCUCCCCGUCCUCUUCUGGCACCACGCCCCGUCGUAAGCGUCGCCCAGCAGUCAAGCUUUUGUCCUCCACUCGACUUAGGAUCACCGUCUCCACCCCGUCUAGACCCUCCCAGGCCACCCAGAAGAAGAAGAGAGGAGGAGGAGGAGGAGGCAGAGGAAGAGGAGGAGGCAGAGGAAGAGGAGGUAGAGGAAGAGGAGGAAGAGCAGAAGGAGGAGGAGUAGGAGGAGAGUGUGACCGCCAGAACAGCCUCACCAGCAGUAAGAGAGGAGGAAGAGGCUCAAGAGGCAGGAAGAGCACCAGCAGCAGGAGGGGCGGGGGCUACAGGGGGGGACCAUCUAAGGGCUCAAGAGGAGUACCUAAGGGCGCUAAAGGGGGACUCUCUAAGGGCUUCUUCACCCCACCGACGCCACCCUCCCCGGCCUGUCCCUCACCUUCGUCACCAGAGUCCGCCGUCUUCUUCCUAGAUGAUGACGCCCACGCCCACACGCCCACCCACUCGGGAUACAGUAGCGCCCUCCUGGAUUGCUGCUCGGUUCUGGACACGCCCACGCCCUCCCCGGAGCCCGUACACGCCACGCCCACCAGGGAUCCCAGCGACUCUCUGGGGGAGUUCUCCCAUUGAUAUACUGCAGAUGUCUCCAGAGUUUCCAGUAGACUUGGACCUCACCCCGGAGUUGGACCUUGAAUCUUGCUCCUCCUCGACCACCACCUCAGCCUCGGGAUCCCACUUUGAGUUCUCGUGUACUCCUGACGUGGCUGACGCUCUCUGUGACGUAGGGCUGACGGUAUCUGAUUGGCUGGACCCUUCCCUGAACAGCUUGAUCUGUUCUUAAGGAGGUUGAUUACUUGUGCCUCUCAAGCUUGUGUUUACUCCCUUGUGAUUGGCUCCUUUCUCUUGAGGGGAGGAGCCAAUCGUGUUGCUGGUGAGAGAAAGUAGGAAUUAGAAAAAGAACUUCCUGGAAAUUUUUGUGUGGUGAACAUCAUAAAAGAAAGUGAUUAGAAAGGAAGUCUUCAUGAAGGAGAUUAGAAAGCCUCCAUUUUGAGCUUACCCGUCUGUAUGGGAACUUUGUGUUGGCAAUGAUGGAGAAAGCAACAGGACUUUCUCUAUUGGAAAUCCUACAGGAACUCUACUGUAUCUGAUAGGAUAAAGAAAGUGAGUAGAAAUUACUCCUAAGACGCCUUCAAAAAAGGUUUGGUGCCAUUAGAAAGUCUGUAGGACCUCUGAGGGGAUAAACAGAGGAUAUAAGACUCUUUUAUAAGACUUUCUGCCCCUGGAAAUGUUAUUGGAACUUAAAAUGUUUGCCUGGGUGAAGAAAGAU
Messenger RNA from Homarus americanus (American lobster), 2625 nucleotides. RefSeq names its product putative transcription factor SOX-15. Gene Ontology annotation, molecular function: RNA polymerase II cis-regulatory region sequence-specific DNA binding; DNA-binding transcription factor activity, RNA polymerase II-specific. Gene Ontology annotation, biological process: cell differentiation; regulation of DNA-templated transcription; anatomical structure morphogenesis. The record is from RefSeq and is a predicted model, not a curated record. Lineage: Eukaryota; Metazoa; Arthropoda; Malacostraca; Decapoda; Nephropidae.